GCCUCUGUCCGGGUUCUCGCGAGAUUUCCCUGGAAACACCGCACAACCGCGUUCGUAUGGUGUGCAUGCUAAAGUACCCCAAUAACUUUGCCAACUUCCAUGUAAAACCUUUUCAGUUUCAAUCGGUAACGUGAAUUUUACACGGGGAACACCGUCACCAUGAGUAUACUCGCCAAAAUAGCAGAAAUUGAAAAUGAGAUGGCCAGGACGCAGAAGAACAAGGCCACAGCUCACCACUUGGGUCUGCUCAAAGCACGUCUUGCCAAACUCAGAAGGGAACUCAUCACACCUAAAGGAGGCAGCGGUGGUGGGACAGGAGAAGGUUUUGAUGUAGCGAAAACCGGUGACGCUCGUGUCGGCUUUGUCGGCUUUCCUUCUGUAGGAAAGUCUACACUGCUAAGUAACCUUGCAGGUGUAUACUCUGAGGUUGCUGCCUACGAGUUCACCACUCUAACAACAGUACCUGGAGUCAUUCGGUAUAAAGGUGCUAAAAUUCAGCUCCUGGAUCUCCCAGGAAUCAUUGAGGGCGCCAAAGAUGGAAAGGGCAGAGGCCGACAGGUCAUCGCAGUGGCUCGAACCUGCAAUCUGAUUCUGAUAGUGCUCGAUGUGUUGAAGCCUCUUCUUCAUAAGAAGCUAAUAGAACAUGAGCUGGAAGGCUUCGGCAUUCGGCUUAACAAGCAACCACCAAACAUUGGUUUCAAGAAAAAGGACAAAGGAGGCAUCAACUUUACCGCUACGUGUGCACAGAGUGAGCUUGACGCUGAAACAGUUAAGAGUAUCUUGGCAGAGUACAAGAUCCACAACGCCGACAUCACUCUGCGCAGUGACUCCACAGCUGAUGACCUCAUCGAUGUGGUGGAGGGAAAUCGCGUCUACAUCCCAUGCAUUUAUGUGCUCAACAAAAUCGACCAGAUCUCCAUUGAAGAGCUCGACAUCAUCUACAAAGUGCCCCACACUGUGCCCAUCUCAGCCCACCACCGCUGGAACUUUGAUGACCUGCUGGAGAGGAUGUGGGACUACUUAAGGCUUGUGCGCAUCUACACCAAACCCAAAGGCCAGCUUCCUGAUUACACGUCUCCUGUUGUGCUCCCCAAUGACCGAACUUCAGUGGAGGAUUUCUGCAUGAAGAUUCACAAAAACCUCAUCAAAGAAUUUAAGUAUGCACUUGUUUGGGGCUCCUCUGUAAAGCACAACCCUCAAAAGGUGGGCAAGGACCAUGUGAUGGAGGAUGAAGAUGUUAUCCAGCUGGUGAAAAAGUAAAAAAAAAAAAAAAAAAGGAUUCUUAAUGCUCACUGCAUGACCCAUGUUAUCACAAAGUGUUCUGUACAGCUGCUCAAUAAACUACCGGACAUGUCUGUCAUUACAGCA
Messenger RNA from Haplochromis burtoni (Burton's mouthbrooder), 1368 nucleotides. It is a transcript of the gene drg1, whose product is annotated as developmentally regulated GTP binding protein 1. Gene Ontology annotation, molecular function: GTP binding; GTPase activity. NCBI's taxonomy places the organism in Eukaryota, Metazoa, Chordata, Actinopteri, Cichliformes, Cichlidae. The record is from RefSeq and is a predicted model, not a curated record. Gene Ontology annotation, biological process: cytoplasmic translation. The transcript is spliced from 9 exons. The coding region runs from base 160 to 1260 and encodes 366 amino acids. Gene Ontology annotation, cellular component: cytoplasm.